GUCUGUCUGUUUGUUUUCUUCCUUGACAGUUGAUACAGUAUUGCAUUCAUUAACACCAUGACGGAUAACCGCAAGAUUAUUGUUAUUGCAGGCAUCACCGGAAACCAAGGCGGCUCAGUUGCAAGGACAUUCCUCUCCGACCCCGUCCUGCGCAAAGAAUACCGCAUCCGCGGCAUCUCCAGAGACCCCUCUUCCCCAGCUAGCAAAGCGCUCCUCAACUCCGGCGUCGAAGAAGUCGUCUACGCCGACUUCCAAACCCCCUCCUCCAGCCUGGAUGCAGUCUUUGCCAAUGCGGCCGUCAUCUUCAGCGUGACGGACUUCUGGGCGCCUUUCACAAAAGCGAUAGACGAAGCAUUCGCCGCAUUUGGCUCCUCGCCCUCGGACCUCCUCAAGCAAGCCAAAGCGCGAAACCUCCGCAGCGACCAUGUCUUCCCGCAUCCCACGCCCGGCGAGCGCGCCUACAACCUCGAAUAUGAACAAGGGCAGCACAUUGCCGACGCAGCCGCGCGCGUCCCCUCCCUCGAGCGCUUCAUAGUCUCGACGCUCAACAGCCCGCGCAAAUGGAGCAACAACGACGCCCGCUUCUCGCGCCUGUGGCACUACGAGAGCAAAGCCGACAUGGUCGCGUACGUGCGGUCUCAGCACCCGAGCCUCGCCGCCAAGUUGAGCACCCUCAUCAUGGGCGUCUACUACACGAGCUGGCGCUUCUCGCCGCUGCUGAUGCCCGCCCGCUCCCCCGAGGGGGGCUACCGGCUCGCGCUGCCAUGCAACCCGCACCGCGCGGUGCCGCUUGUCGACGCGCGCCGCGACACGGGCGUCUUCGUGCGCGCGCUUUUGCGCGCAGAGCCAAACGUGACGCUUCUGGGCGCGUCGGCGGAGGUGUCCUGGAGCGAGUACAUGGGGGUCUGGGGGCGGGUGCUGGGGGUCGAGAAGGCGGCGUUCGAACAGGUCAGCGUGCAGAGCUUCGACGACGCGUUGCCCGGCGGCUAUGGGCUGGAGCUGGCGGACAUGUUUGCGUUUAUGGGCGAAGUGGGGUUUGACGGGGAGGAUCCGGGGGUCAGGCGGAGGGAGGAGCUGGGCAUAGCUGCGGAGGUUACGCCACUCGAGCGGUUUAUUGCUGAGGAGGAUUGGGGGGUUGUUGGGGUUGAGAGGGCGGGUAGAUCCGCUUUGUAGUGCGGUUGCGUGGGGUCGUGUUUACGGUCGCCUAGCGCUUGCUUUUAUUUGAAUUGAGUAUUUUCCCGUUGCUAGAGUAGGUUGUUUGUCGGCACCGGAUAAUUUGCCCGCCCCCUCUAGAUAGUUUGCUCACUCCACG
Aplosporella prunicola CBS 121167 is the source of this 1312-nucleotide messenger RNA. RefSeq lists its product as uncharacterized. The coding region runs from base 58 to 1173 and encodes 371 amino acids. The transcript is spliced from 2 exons. NCBI's taxonomy places the organism in Eukaryota, Fungi, Ascomycota, Dothideomycetes, Botryosphaeriales, Aplosporellaceae. The record is from RefSeq and is a predicted model, not a curated record.